This is a messenger RNA of Panicum hallii, 1914 nucleotides long. Its product is annotated as transmembrane protein 87A-like. Gene Ontology annotation, cellular component: membrane; Golgi apparatus. Gene Ontology annotation, biological process: transport. The transcript is spliced from 5 exons. The record is from RefSeq and is a predicted model, not a curated record. Lineage: Eukaryota; Viridiplantae; Streptophyta; Magnoliopsida; Poales; Poaceae. Bases 112 to 1677 code for a protein of 521 amino acids.
UCAACUCGGGUGCUCCAGUCAAGUGCCGGUGCGCCACGAGCACGCAGACGCGCGCAGCAAGCUAGGCAGGGGCACCUCCUCUCUUGCCGCGCGCCACGGACGACGCCAAUAAUGGCCUCCUCGAGGCUCGCCCACGUCGUGGUGGCCUUGGUGCUAACGUCGUGCGCCCUCCUCUGCGCCGACGCGUCGGUGCACGAUUACACCGGCGAGCGGUUCGUCGGCUCCAGCAACGCCUUCGUCCUCCACGGCGGCAGCGAGGGCGUCUACGCCACCUUUAAGGCCGGCGCGUUCAUCCGUUUCGAGAAGGUCGCCUUCAGGAGGACGCCGGAGUCCGCGGCCGCGGCCGAGGAGGACGGCAACCGCACGGCCACGGUCACGGCGGUCAUGUUCGAGGCCGGCCACCGCGACGCCGUCGGGGGCACGGACGUCUCCGGCGAGCGAGCGCUCUGCUGCACGCCGGACAUGGCGAAGCUCGGGGUGUGCACCGAGGGAGCGGUGAUGCACCGCGCGUGGAACGCCACCGGCUGGCCCAAGGUGCUCUCGGCCUCCUUCCUCCCGGGCGGCCUCGAGGCGGCGUUCCCGGACGAGACAGUCGCCGUGUCGCGCACCGGCAUGUACACCCUCCUCUUCGUCCACUGCGACGCCUCGCUCACCGGCGGGCAGGUGGCGGCCGCGGGAAAGACCAUCUGGAAGAACAGCCGCGGCUACCUCCCCGGCCGGAUGGCGCCCCUGGUGCCCUUCUACGGCGUCAUGUCGCUGGCGUUCGCGGCGCUGGCGGCAUACUGGUUCGCGCAGUACGCGAGGUUCUGGCGGGAGGUGGUGCCGCUCCAGAGCUGCGCCACGCUGGUGAUCGCGCUGGGGAUGGUGGAGACCGCCACGUGGUACUUGGACCUCGCCGAGUUCAACGAGUCCGGCGUCCGCCCGCGCGGGGCCACGUUCUGGGCGGCCACCUGCGGCGCGCUCCGCGGCGUGGUGGCGCGCGUGCUGGUGCUGACCGUGGCCAUGGGCCACGGCGUGGUGAGGCCCGCGCUGGCGGGGCUGAAGAGCGCCAGGGUGGCCGGCCUCGGCGCCGCGUUCUUCGCCGCCGCGGAGGCCCUCGAGGUCGGCGAGAACGUCGGCACCGUCAGCGACCACUCGCCGUCGCCGGCGAGGAGGCUGUUCCUGGUGCUCCCCGUGGCGGCCCUGAACACGGUGUUCGUGUACUGGAUAUUCAGCUCACUGUCCAGAACUCUGACCAAGCUCAAGGCGAGACGGAUGACGACGAAGCUGGAGAUGUACAGGAGACUCAACAAUGCAUUGAUCAUCGCGGUGGCCGUGUCGCUCGGCUGGAUCACAUUUGAGAUCCACUUCAAGUCGACGGAGGAGUACAACGAGCGGUGGCGCGCGGCGUGGGUGAUCCCGGCGGUGUGGCAGCUCAUCUCCUUCUCGCUGCUCUGCGCCAUCUGCCUCAUCUGGGCGCCCUCGCAGAGCUCCACGAGGUACGCCUACUCGGAGGAGGAGGAGGGCGAGGACGUGGACCGUGACCUGGAGGACACGCGGCCGCUGAUCAGGCCCGGCCCGCUGUCCUACGUGGACACCUGGGCGAUCUCCGUCUCGCAGGACGCUACCAAGAUCAUCCUGCGAACGGACUCCGGCGUGUACGCCAAAGCCGCCGGCGACGGAGGCAAGCGGGUGUAAGCUCCAGGAGCUGAGGAUGCCUGACGGUUUCGUCGUAAGCAUGUUGCGUUAGAAACUACUUAAAAAAAAAGCUUCCCACACACUGUAGCACGGAGGAGUUUGUUUGCACAGGGGAAAGGGGAGCGAAGGGGAUUCUGCCAUGGCCGUAGCAGUUGCUGCUUGUACAAAUUCGGCACUCGCUUCUUGGAUAAUCCUGUGGGUGCACUGCAACAACGCUGCAAUUGCAGAGAGUGAGCA